Molecule: messenger RNA, 2937 nt
Organism: Paramuricea clavata
Lineage: Eukaryota; Metazoa; Cnidaria; Anthozoa; Malacalcyonacea; Plexauridae
Source: the annotation of a GenBank genome assembly
AUGGAAAAGAUAGAUAUUUCGGCGGCAACUGCUUUGUUUAAAAUUAAAUUAUCUGAGCACUCUGGACUUGUACGGAAUGUUGAAGAAGCAGAAAAUCUCCUUCGACAAUACGAGUUGGCUACCACAACAAAUUUUUGUUGUAACAAGGUCAAAAAAGGAUUUGGCAGUACUGGUACGUAUACUCUUUUGAUUUAAGCUAGCAAAGGUAAUAUAUAGUCGAUUAUUCGCUGGAUUUUAUUUGAAUUUCUGUAGACUUGAUUUGCAAUUUGAUACUGGAUUACAGUAGUUUUUAAGAGGGUCAUAAUAACCCCGCAAAAAUACAUAUCUAAUUACCACUUUUAUAUGCCAUAUAACCAGGGCUCGCCCAUUUUAUUAUAAUGAUGCCUGCAUUUGGAUAUUUUGUUUCGUUAUCAUGCAUGCACACAAUUUAAUUUAAUUUAAUUUAAUUUAAUUUAAUUUAAUUUAAUUUAAUUUAAUUUAAUUUAAUUUAAUUUAAUUUAUAAGUGUCUUUAAAAAUUAAAGAUACUUAUUUUAUACUUUUGAUACUUAUUUGGGCAUACUUACAGUAUUUUUUAAAUUGUGUACAUGCAUGCUAAAAAUAUAAGAAAAUAUACUAGUCCAGAAAAACAAUUUCCAAAAGUUACGUGUUUUCAUCAAUUCAUUCUUGCUAUUAUAAAACUCAACUUAGCAUAAAACCUAAAAAAAGAAAGUUAAAACUGAUAGUGAUUCAAAAUUUGUACUUGUACUUCCACCUGUAUGAUUUCUGUUAUAGUAAUAUCUUAGUUUUUACUUUACAUGUUUCUCUAAUAAUUUAGACCUUACACGUGAUAGUCAUAAGGUCUGGUGGGAAGACGAGCAGCUUCCUUUUGAUCACGAACCUUUCAUCCAAGUAAACCAUAGAGUGUACGACUGUCGUCAUGGGGUGGAUAGACAUUUAAGCCAGAAGAAAAAGAACAAGACGGUAAAUAUAUAGCAGGGCCGAGGAAUACAUGUCCUACAUUUUAAAGGUUUACUGCAAAAAUGUCGGGCGUAUUUCUUUCUGCCCCCUAAUUCCCUCUCCCCCCCUCCCUGUAUGCCUAUUGGUUUUUCCUAUUAAAUUUCUUAUGUUUUUUGUUUUGUGCAUUUAAUUUUUUCCAUGAUCCUUAGUACUGGAUAUUUAAUUGUUAAAUCAUUUCUAUUGGUGAAUAUUAAAGGGUUAUUGACCGAGCGUGAGGUCUGCAGUACUGUGAAAUAUCAGACCGAGGUUUUUUAGUAUGGACCGAGCAACGAAGUCCAUGCAAAAAACAGAGGUCUGAUAUUUCACAGUACAGACCGAAUAAGCGAGGUCAAUAAUCAGUUUAUUAUAUGGCUGAAAUAAGUCUGUGAGCAUAUGCUUUUCGCGCGAAUUAAAUCGGCUAUCGUCAGUUUUACUGGGUAACAAUAUACGGUAGGCAUGCAUGCUCAAUCAAAAACAAUUUGGUUGUUUGAAAUUUUUAUCUGUAACGCACAAUUGGAAAUUUAAAAAGCAAAAAAUUUUUCUGUUUGCAAAGCAAAAAUUUCCCGCCAGAUAAACGACAUCCGGGACACCGGUCCAGAUACGGAAAAUACCGACCACGGUCCGGAAAUGGGUUUUUACGGACCGCUUGUCAACCAAUCAGAAUAGAGAAUUUUGAAAAGCCAUAUAAUAAACAGUACUUAUUAAAUAGGUGAUAUGACCCUUACUUUCUCAUACGAAUAUGAUUUCUUGCAGUCAAAUCCUAGUGACCACUCGUUUAAAAAGCACCGAAAUAUGGUUCAAGGAACAAGAAAAUUAAAUUGUCCAGCGCAGAUACACAUGAGGGAAUACAUUAAAUUCCCAGAGUUUAAGGUACAGUACGGUUAUAAAUAGACUAUUACAAUGCUGUAUCUAUAUAGAAAUGUGUUAGAUAUGUGCAAAAAUGUCUUGUGCUCUAUAAUAAAUGGUAUUAUGUAUUAUGAUAGUAUGUAUGAUACACAUAAUAAAUGGCAUUAUGUAUGAACUUAUUAAUAUGAACAAAAUUAGAUGACGCUAAUUCGAGUGGCACCACAGUAUAUGGUAUAUGGUAUAUGACAAAUAAAAGGUCACGGCCGCAUAUAAUUCCCGUAGCUGUCAAGGAAGCAUUUUCCAGCAAGGUGUGUGGGCAAGCGCAGUAGCAUCAUCUAACAUAAUUUAAACGUCUGUCUCGAGUGCUAAUCCCACAAUCAUUGACUUGGGAGUAUGUCUUAUUAUUUUCAACUCUAUUAUGUAUUUUUGCUUAUGGAAACUUAUAUGGUUUUUUAGAUCGCGCAGAAAACGGAAUGGCGACAAAAAACGAUGUCAAAAAGACUGAGAGAGUGUAUAAAAAAAGGUGGAAGUGGAGAACGGUGGAUCCAUAUCCAGCUACCGAAUCUUUCUGAGCACAACACUCAUCCAAUUGGAAGUGUAAGGAUUUGAAAUUGUUUGCAGUCAUUUAUACAGUUGGUAUUUUAGACUCAAUAUAUAGUAGUAAAUUGCUUUAACAUCUAUAACGUAUGUCGCAUCACUAAUUAUAGGCUGGCGGUCUUCAUCAAGGAAUUGAUAAGAUGCUAGUCACCAAGAUCCAAGAGUUGGUAGUUGCUGGGGCUCGUUCAGUUAAAGAAGUGAGGAGGCAUCUGAAGAUUUAUGUUGAACAAGACCUCUACAAAGGAACAAAAGCGCCCCCCAAAUCCAAUCAGAGAUUUUACCCAUCCAAAACGACCAUACGUAGCCAUAUUUACAAGGCAGUCAUUAAAGAACGAUUUUCAAAGUUUGAUCAGGAAAAUCUUCAAAAGAAAAUUGAAUGCUGGAAGUUGAAAUGUCCUGACGAAAUGUUUUUCUUUCGUCCGCUUGUGAAGUAUUCAGAAGAGUCGUCAUCCGUCCACGAUAAUAAAGAACAAAGUAAUGAUGAUGAUGACGAAGAUGAUGAUGACGACGUUGAUGAU